UGAGUUCAAGAGUGUGCAAUGCCCCCUUGUUAUAUCCGAGGUAGCCACUUACCCAGUGGGUUCCCAGCUCACUGUCUAUUAACAAAACAUCGAUGUUUACAACUAUGGUGAAGAAAUCAAUAACGGUGAACAGAUUUUCAUAUUUAAUUGGAUGUGUUCAGAUGCAAAACAGUGCUGCAUUAAUUUCCGCUCAGCAAAAGGACAAAUAAUGCUAUAUACAGAAGUGUUCUAUUAGAAAUCGUCUGUCAAAGCUAACGAAUCUUUCGGCACUUGAUAAACGAGCCGCGCGGUAUAUAGCCCGUACAGGACAGUGACCGGAGUCAGAUAAAGUGUACGGGCAACAUGUAGACGGAGUGUGCCGGUUGUAUCACAGUGCUGACGAUAUGUAUUGGAGGAGAUAGAAUCGUGUUAUACUGUUUAUAAUUUAUGCGACAGCAGAGACCUCACACAGAUUUUCAAUACAUCGCCCCGAGGAUAACGAAAGCGAGGAUGAUGGGUACGAGACUGAGAUGAUGACAUAUCCUGUUCAGCCAUGCUACAAUUGUGGGGCGAGCUUUUACUCCUCCUAGCUAUCACCUCUGGCGCCUACUUCUACUGGUCCUUGUAUAGACUCCACCUACGGUACAAGCACCUGCCAGGUCCCCCGUUAGACAGUUUUAUUGGUGGAAAUGCCCCUUCACUUAUCAGACACAUUAAAGAAGGAGGUCAUUUCUUCUCUUACGUCUUACAAAAUGCUCAGAAGUACGGACGAACUUUCAGACUUAUAAUAAUGAACCAAGCUAUUGUUUUCACGACAGAUCCUACAGCUAUCAAGGAAAUGGUUGUCGCUAACCAUAGAAAACCCAAACAAGUUUACGGGACGAUGGGGCAUAUCUUCGGAGAAAGGUUUCUGGGUGACGGGCUGCUUACAGAGAGUGACCAUAACAACAGCAAGGGCCACAUGCUGAGGCCAAAGCUACAACAUUGGUUUCAGAGAAGUCAGAUGCGGAAUUUGCUUGAUGAAUUUAACGAGUCAGCCGAUGUUCUAGUGAGGAAACUUAGCGAGCUCUCUGAUGGCCGCACACUUAUUAACAUGUUCAACGAAUUCAACCAUAUCGCCUUGGAUUUAAUUGGAAAGGUUGUUUGCAGCGAAGACUUCCAAACUAUCCAUAGCGAUACCAAUCCAUUUAGCAGGGCUUUCCGUGAAGUAUUCGUUGGAAUCAUAAGGAAUGGAAGAAAUCCUCUUAUGGCGUACAACCCGUUGAACUGGGCCUAUUGCCGGAGUGUGAGAAAGUCGUGUGCAUUCCUAAGGCAGUAUUGUUCGUCCAUGAUAGACGAAAGGCUUUCCGCCAUGGCAGAAAAUAACUAUGUUCCUGACGACAUCCUCACCCAUAUGGUACGAGUUUGUGAGCCGAAAAACCAACAUGACCGGCAGAUUCUCUUGGAUAACUUCCUGACAUUGUUCUUGGCAGGCCAAGAAACAACAUCAUGCCUGUUGUCGUUCUGUUUGAUAUGCCUCGGAAAGCAUCCUCAUGUAUUAAAAAGACUUAGAGCUGAAAUAGACAGGGUUGUUGGUGAAAAACCGUCAGUCGAUUUCGAAGACCUCAACCAAUUACGUUAUUUGGAUAUGGUGGUGCAAGAAACUUUAAGAAGAUACCCACCAAGUGCUGCCACCUAUCGGGAAACUAAUCAAAACGAUGUCAUAGAUGGUUAUGCCAUACCCAAGGACACAUCCGUCUGCUUCAGUAUGUACGUUAUGUCGAACCAGGAGGAGUAUUUCACUGAUCCUCUAGAAUUUCAACCAGAGAGGUUCAGUGAGGAAAACAGGAAACGAAUGGGCAGCUACAGGUACUUCCCAUUCUCUAUGGGACCACGAACUUGCGUUGGGAAACAUUUUGCAGAGAUAGAAUCAAAGAUAAUAUUGGUGAAAUUCUUACAAUGGUUCAACUUCACAUUGGAUCCUGACCAGUCAACGGAAAUACAAGAAAUGCUUCUUCAUCGGCCAAAAGAUGGAGCCUUGUGUACACUAACGCCACGUGGUCGAUAAGAUCGGCCAACGAACGGCAUUUGUGUAUGUUCACGUCUGGUGCUCCAUAAUAUUGGUUAAGGAAUGAUAUUUUUGUAUUUAAAUGUCACAUGAUCGGCGACUUAAACGUUCGUUCACAUCACCGGACAGGUGAAAUAGGAAGUGAAAUAGGAAUGGACAGUAUUGUAAUGAUUUGUUUAUCAUAUUCUGAAUAUGAUGCAUUGUUGUACGUUCUCUCGGAAGAAUAGGAGACUUGCACAAUGGACAUCGGUUAUAUAUUGGUUAACCAACGAAGAUAUUUGCGUUAGUAGAUGUUAUGGCAUUAGAUCAGGUACGUUGUCUUGUCAACAGCACACAUUGAGAUUUCAGAUUAUCGAUUCAUACACAGUGUUAUUGGUAAUGCAUGUGCUGGACAGCUCAAGUGAUUCACUGUGUAUCGUUUCAGAUGUCGCCUCCAAAGUUUGGAUACACCAACCUUCAACUAUGUGUCGCUAACACAGAAAGCGAUUUUUUUGUCUUUUCUGCUCUAUUUUAAUUCCGUUGCUUUAGCUGUCAUCCGUGGAACCUCGCUGUAUUCUCAGUAUAGUGUUCGCAUGGCAACCAAUCUUAAGAGUAUGUCACUGAAUGAUUCAAUAGAGGGGAUCGCAUUCAAUAAUUUUGCAUUCUUCAACAUAUUUUUCCUUAUUUCCCUGACCUUAUCAUGGCUGAUUUUUGCCACGAUUGCAAACGAAUGUAAUAUCUAUAAGGUUUACUCGUAAUCUUCUUGGAUUUCUUCAAAUAUCAGGUAUAGCAGCCAGGAACAAUGUGUUGGUAUUACAUUUUGCUGGGACAGUGCGUGUCGUUAAUUAAAUUAUCAUGUUCAGUUUUCGUCAUACUUAAUUUACCUAUAUGGAGAGAAAGAACGCAUCUACCUGUGUUAUCUACCGGUUUGUUGACAAAAAAAAGGUCUUAUUUUUCAGUGUUAUAUAUCGUUUGGGUAACAAGUAACCGGUUUAGCAUCACAUUUCAUUGUUACAUACCGGUGACUACUUUAUUGUGCUCUCGUUGAUCUUUGUAAUACAAUGUAGUAACAUGUCGUAAACAAACAAUUAAAUUGUUUUUCUGCUAAGA
Molecule: messenger RNA, 3115 nt
Organism: Pecten maximus
Lineage: Eukaryota; Metazoa; Mollusca; Bivalvia; Pectinida; Pectinidae
Product: cholesterol 24-hydroxylase-like
Exons: 15
Coding region: 533-2026 (497 amino acids)
Biological process (GO): cholesterol catabolic process
Molecular function (GO): cholesterol 24-hydroxylase activity; heme binding; iron ion binding
Source: RefSeq, a predicted model, not a curated record